AUGGCUUUACAACGAACUAGUACUCCCCAGGACCCAAGUGAAACCUCUCGUCAAGUAAACAACAUCCUUCGUAAUUUGAGAGGAGAACAUUUUCGCCACUCACGCAAUGUGCAGCGUGUCCCAGCCAGCCUACCCACGUCGUUACAUGUCAAUAACCUCCCAACCCUUCCGAUCAGCCUGAUCUAUCCUUCUCCAGAAGACGGCAAGCGGAAUGCAGCUCCUCCUUCAGGGCACCAUUCUACAAGAUCCGUCCGAGUCGCAGGACCUGAUCCACCUCGCAGCUGGACAACCCUUUCGUCUCCAAGGAUCAGGGAGGGGGACUUGGCGGGCGUCAACUUCCCUGCUUGGCGCGAACAUGCCCUCGACCUGGUGUUCUCCUUUGACAACGCCGUUCGGACGGGCGAGUUCCCUACACUUGCAUUACUAUGCCUUCAUGUUAUUCGCAUGGAAUGUAGCGGAUCUGAGUUGGCCGAAAUCAGGCCCUAUAUCCCACCUCACCUCCGUCGCGUCUUAAUGCGUCACAGUGCAAUAAACUGUCCCCUCUCUCUAAUGGAGCUGAAUGCAAUUUGCGGAGAAGAUAGGCAUGCAGACGGAGAGCUCGUAGUCGUUGGGCCGCACGCUACAUUGUGUAGCGACCAUUUCCGGCGCAUACAUUCCUCAAGAGAGUCGAUGCCUGGGGGAUGUACAGCAGUGGAGGAUACGUGGGACUCCCUUGCAACAGAGGGGAGCGAGCCUAGUACACUCUUCUGUCUUACACUACUGUCCACGUCGGUAACCUUCGGCUUGAGCGACCUCCCGCCCACGAUCACUUGCCUCUCACUCAUAAAUAUCACUUUUAAACCAGCGUCCUUUCAACGACUUCCAUCGUACUGCCCUCUGGUCUCAUUGUUGGACCUGUCUUACAACAAUUGGCUCGUGCCAGCAUCAGGGGAGAAGCUACUACAAGAUUAUCCGUGGGCGAAAUUGCGCUUACUUGAAAAUCUUGGGGUUACGAGGGUGUUGUAUUACAUCGUCACUUCUGUCGCAAGUCAAUAA
Molecule: messenger RNA, 1035 nt
Organism: Suillus bovinus
Lineage: Eukaryota; Fungi; Basidiomycota; Agaricomycetes; Boletales; Suillaceae
Exons: 3
Coding region: 1-1035 (344 amino acids)
Source: RefSeq, a predicted model, not a curated record